Xyrauchen texanus (razorback sucker) is the source of this 3654-nucleotide messenger RNA. RefSeq lists its product as uncharacterized. NCBI's taxonomy places the organism in Eukaryota, Metazoa, Chordata, Actinopteri, Cypriniformes, Catostomidae. The transcript is spliced from 4 exons. Gene Ontology annotation, molecular function: GTP binding; protein binding. The record is from RefSeq and is a predicted model, not a curated record. Bases 61 to 3408 code for a protein of 1115 amino acids.
UUCCUCCGAUGUGAAUCUUCUGAUAAGAAAAGAGCUUUCAGAAAGAGGACAGUCAUCAUUAUGGAUUCAGUGGGAGUGAAUGUGAUAGCAACUGCAGCUCUGGGGAGACCCUUCCAGCUGGGGAUGCUGUAUGACUGUAGAAAGGAUGCACUAAUACCAGGAAUCAGACUUUGGAAUAAAGAGCAGAUUCAGAUGAAUACAUCUACUUGUCCACAAAUCAAUACCGAUUACAAAGUCACAUCUUCAGACUCCUUUGAGGAAAAAUCGCACAUACUGAACAUUGACGGCGGUCUGAAAUUGAGUUUUUUAUGUGGACUCGUCAAUGUAACAGGAGCAGCAAAAUAUCUCAAAGACACCAAGAAGUCUUUCAAACAACAGAGACUGACUUUACAUUAUCAUUCAACCAGCAAGUUUGAAGAACUGACCAUUAAUCACUUGACUUCUGGAGAUACGGCUCACUACGAUGAGGAUCUCGCCACACAUGUGGUGACAGCAGUGCUGUAUGGAGCAGACGCCUGCUUUCUGUUUGACAGAGAAGUUUCAGCAGAUGAGGACAAAAAUACUGUAGAAGGAGAAUUAAAAGCUGCAUUUGAUAAAUUACAGAGCAUCAUUACAGCAGGUCCAAACAUUAAUCUGAGUAUAAAUGACUUUCAGACGACUGUAGUCCAAAAAUUCAGUUGUACAUUUUAUGGAGACUUUCAGUUACCGUCUAAUCCGACCUCUUUUGAAGAUGCUUUGAAGGUUUUUGAGGAUCUUCCAAAACUGUUGGGAGAAAACCAGAAACUUGCGGUUCCAUUGAGAGUUUGGCUUUAUCCUUUAGACAAACUCCUCUCAAGAGAUGUACAACUUCACAAAGACAUCAGCAUCGAUCUAAUCACAGACAUUGAAUCAGUGAUUGAGAGUUUAAACACAAUUGAGAUGAAAUGCAGUGAUCUUCUGAAAGACACGCCUGCUUUGACCUUCACAACAUUUCAUCAUAAGAUACAAAACAUGAAGCAAAACUGUUACAGGUACAAGAUGAGUGUCAUGAAGAAACUUGGCUUUCUGUUACCAAACAUCCGUGGGAAAAUGACAGAGGAAACGGCACUGACUGAUCUUCUACAUGAUCAUGAAGAAUCUCCAUUCAGAGGAAGUGAUCUUGAUCGAUGGCUGAAAGAGAAAGAGCAGGAAUCUGACGUCAUGAAAACAUUGCUCAGACAACUGAAUGACUCUGGAGCAAAAGUAGAAAACAACCUAAAUACAGUUUUAAUGGAUCUGAAAGUUGAAAAUGUUGUCAUGUACACUUUCACAUCAUUGGAGUGGCCAGAUGAGCUUCUUUCUAAACAAAAGACCUUCCUGAGUCCUUCAACGAAGGGAAAACAUGAUGUGAAAAUGUCUGAUUCCAGGCAAAACUCUUGGCUCACUUCUGACAUCCAAAAAAAAAUGAGGAGCAACUUGAAGAUAUUUAAAAACUUGAUUGAUACAGAACAGUGUAAAUCAGCCGAGUUUAUUGUUGCAUCAAAAGAAAUGGAGAAUAUUUCAGGUUCCUGCAUCCUCCUGUUUGAAAAUGGACAUGAUGAAGCCGUUUGUUUCACUCCUCCAUCAAAACCAGACUGUCCAAUCACUGAAGAGGUCAGAGGUGAUCGAGUGGUUUUGAAGGUAUCUCCAUCAUGUCCUGCUACAGUAGAACUCAAGUUACUGUAUAAAAUGAAGGAAGAGAGAGACUGGACAUCUCAAACUGUGCUGAAGGAUCAACAUACAGUUACUGUAACUGAUCUGAGAUCAGAAACUGAGUAUGAUAUUAAAUGUGCAGCAGUGGGGAAACUCAACUACACCAUUGAAUCUGAUGUCAUCAGAGUAAUUACACAGGAAAAACAAUAUGUCAAAAUUGAUAAAAUUAUCAAGAAAAGCAUCCUAAUUGAAGAUGGAAAUCCUGCUCGAUACCGUCUGAAACCGAAAGAAGACCAUCCUGAUGAAUCUGAACCAUAUAGAAAAAUAACAUUUGGGGAGAGAGACAAAAACAAACCCCAUAAAACGAUUCUGAUGGUGGGAGAAACCGGCACAACAACUCUGAUCAAUACUAUGAUCAACUUCAUCUUACGUGUUCAGAGAGAAGAUAAAGUUUGGUUUGAGAUCACAGAUGACCAGAGUGACCGAACAUCAGCUUACAGUCAGACCUCUGAUGUCACUGUCUAUGAUGUAUAUCUACAGGAGGGUUCAGUUGAUUUAACCAUCAUUGACACACCAGGAUAUGGAGACACUUGUGGUAUCGAGAAUGAUCAAGAGAUUGCUGUGAAGCUGCUCAGUUUAAGCAAAUCUGCAGAAGGAGUUCAUAAAAUACAUGCAGUGUGUCUGGUGAUAAAUGCAACACAAACACGACUCACUGACAGACAACGAUACAUAUUUGAUGCUGUUCAGUCUUUAUUUGGCAAAGAUAUUGCUGAAAAUAUUGUCUUGCUCUUCACACAUUCAACUGGAGCUCACCCUAAAAAUGUCCUGAUGGCCGUUAAAGACGCCAAAAUCAAGUGUGCUGUAAAUGACGAGAAUCAGCCCGUGUAUUUCCUGUUUGACAACCGUCAAUCAGAUCCCUUUGAUGAAGAAUCUCAAACAAUCCAGGAACAAUCAUGGAAACUCAGUUUUACAGGAAUGGAGGGAUUUUUCAAGUUCCUUGACAACAUCAAACCAAAAUCCUUAAAGUUGACUCAACAUGUUUUACAGAAACGGAAGCAGUUGGAGGCAAACAUCUCCAAACUACAAUCAUGUGUUCAAGUGAUAGAACAAAAAGAAAAGGAGAAGAAACAAACUCAAGAAGUUCUGGAGAAACACAAGAAAGAUGUUGAGGAGAAUAAGAACUUUGAGUUUGAAGUUGAAGUGAAAUACAAAGUAAAGGUUGAUAUUGAUCCUUCUGUAGCCAAAGAGGCGAUGUGCUGCACCAUCUGUGAGGAGAACUGUCACUAUCCAGGAUCCAGUUGGGUCAAAGAUCUCAUAUGGGGUAGUGUGAUGAAGAAUGAUCACUGUACAGUGUGCACAAAUAAAUGUCACUCCAACAAACAUGUCAAAGAAGACAAAAUAUAUGAAACAAAGACAAAGAAGGAGAAGAAGACUUUUUUUGAUUUAAAGAGGAAAUAUGAUGAUAUGAUUGGUGACACUGAGUCUCUAGUUAAAAAACUGGAAGAAGAUCUGCAAGAAUUAGAGAAAGAGAAGAUAAAGCUGGUGAAUGAAGCUUUUCAUUGUGUUGAAUGUCUGGAGAUGAUCGCCCUCAAGACUGAUUCUCUGUUCAUUCUUCAGCACAUUGAUUUUCUCAUUGAGAAGUUGAAGGAAAUCAAUGAACCUGAGAAAGCUGAAACACUGAAGAACAUCAAGAGGAGAGCAGGAGAAGAAAACACUGGAGCACUGGGAUAUGUGAAAAGGUUUUUCGUGAGAAAUUAACAUGAAUAAAAUCAAUCAGUAGAAAAACACUGAAAUAAAAUGUUUAAAUUACUUCUUUCAAAAACUGCAUUUUGAGGUGACAAAGCUAUAUUUUCGUUAUGUUCAAUGAUUGUAAUUGCAAUAUAUUAAUAUUUAUAACUAGCUCUAUAACUAAAUUUUUCUUUGUAUAAAGGAGUUCUAGAAAAUUCUUGUGUUCAGGGAAUCUAAUAGUCAAAUAAUAUCAAGUUAUUUUUAUUUGUAUAACAC